AUGGCUGGUAUCACUGUCAAGGACGUUAACUCUCACGCCUUCAUCAAGGCUUACGCUGCCUACCUCAAGCGUACUGGUAAGCUCGAAGUCCCCAAGUGGGUCGAUCUUGUCAAGACCGGUACCUUCAAGGAACUCGCUCCCUAUGAUCCCGAUUGGUACUUUGUCCGUGCUGCUUCCGUUGCUCGUCACAUCUACAUCCGCAAGUCUGUUGGUGUUGGUGCUUUGAACAAGGUUCACGGUGGUACUGUCAACCGUGGUUCUCGUCCCUCUCACCACGUCAACGCUUCCGGUUCCGUCAACCGUAAGGUCCUCCAAUCUUUGGAAAAGAUUGGUGUCUUGGAGAAGGAUAAGAAGGGUGGCCGUAAGAUCACUCAAGAUGGCCAAAGAGAUUUGGAUCGUAUCGCCAUGACCCUUGCUGAGGAGUCUGACGAGGAGUAA
This is a messenger RNA of Mucor velutinosus, 438 nucleotides long. RefSeq lists its product as uncharacterized. Gene Ontology annotation, biological process: ribosomal small subunit assembly; translation. Gene Ontology annotation, molecular function: structural constituent of ribosome; RNA binding. NCBI's taxonomy places the organism in Eukaryota, Fungi, Mucoromycota, Mucoromycetes, Mucorales, Mucoraceae. Gene Ontology annotation, cellular component: cytosolic small ribosomal subunit; ribosome. Bases 1 to 438 code for a protein of 145 amino acids. The transcript is spliced from 4 exons. The record is from RefSeq and is a predicted model, not a curated record.